GCCAAUCCAAUUAACGAGCCGAGCCCGUUAAUCCAAUUAACGAACCGAGCCCGAGCCGAGCUCGAGCUCGAGCCAGUGCUAAAUUUUAUCGAGCCGAGCCGAGCCGAGCUUGGAGAAGCUCGGUUCGGCUCGACUCGUUUGCAACCCUACCUAGAGCGAAUUGACUGCGGCUCGUGCCCAAUUCGCCCAUCGGUCUCGGCUUUAUAAGCCCCAAGUUUCACGACCUCUCUUCUCCCGCGACCGUACUCUCUUUUUCCCUCUUCAACCAUAACAUCCUAUCUCUAAAUUGGCACAAUCUCUCUCUCUCCUCCAAAUCUAGGGUUUUUCGCCCCCUAAACUCUACCCCAAUUUUCGUACUCUAUUUCUAUCUGCUCCGUAGCACCGAAACAGGCAAUUCGCGACUUCCGUCUGAUUGAAGCAGUCGAUUUCUAUCUGCUUCUAUAGCUGGCGGAUUUUUAUUGCGGCGAUAUGGAAGCAGUCAACGGCGGGACCACCGCGGCGAACGGCGGGGCUGCUAUGCAUCCUCAAAAUCCGAUGCCGAUUUCUAGCGCGAAUGCGCCGCCGCCGUUCCUCGUGAAGACGUAUGACAUGGUCGACGAUCCGUCCACUGAUAAAACCGUGUCCUGGAGUCGUACCAACGAUAGCUUCGUCAUUUGGGAUCCGUGUCGGUUCACUUGGGACUUGUUGCCGAAGUACUUCAAUCACAGCAACUUCUCCAGAUUCGUUGGGCAAUUGAACACUUGCGGUUUCAGGAAGGUUGAUCCAGACCGCUGGGAAUUUGCAAAUGGUGGAUUUCUCAGAGGACAAAAACACCUCCUCAUAAGUAUUAAUUGCCAGGAACCUUCCCAUGGACAUACUAACCAACAGCAGCAGCAACCACAUGGACAGAGUUCAUCUGUUGGGGCUUGUGUCGAAGUUGGAAAAUUUGGGCUCGAGGAAGAGGUUGAGAGGUUAAAUAGGGAUAAGAACGUGCUUAUGCAGGAGCUUGUGAGGCUGAGGCAGCAGCAACAGACCACUGAUCACCAGUUGCCAGCGAUGGUGCAGCGGCUUCAGGGGAUGGAGCAGCGGCAACAACAGAUGAUGUCCUUCCUGGCAAAGGCUAUGCAAAGUCCAGGCUUUCUUGCGCAGUUUGUGCAGCUGCAGAAUGACAGUAGCGGGUUAAUAACUGAAGGAAGCAAAAAACGGAGGCUUAAGCAGGAUGGUAUUUUAGAUAAUCCUUCUGUCAGCCCUGCUGAUGAACAGAUUGUAAAGUGUCAGCCUAUGAUGAAUGAAGCAGGCAAAGCAAUGCUCAGACAAAUCAUUAAACUGGGUGAUUCGACUCACCUUGAAAAUUUCAGCAACAAUUCUGAUGCUUUAUUGAUUAGUGAUGUUUCAUCACCCAGCACACUAGACCAUGGGAAUAGUUCAACUUGUACUUCUGGAGUGACUCUUCAGGAGGUCCCGCCAUCUUCUGGGCAGUCUUUUAUGCUGGCAACUUCUGGUUUUCCUGGCCAAAGGCCAUCGGCUGCCAUAUCUGAGAUUCUGUCCUCCCCUCUUGGAGCCAACUCUGACAUGUUUACAGCUACUCCCCUUUCAACUUUGAGCCCACUGGGUGAAGCACAAGAGAUGCCCCCUGUCAGUCUCCCACAGACAGAUUUAGUUAUACUGGAGCUCUCUUCAUUACAACAAAUGGUGCCAGAAGGCAACAUUGUCACGAGUGGAGAAAGUUUCAUAGGGCCUGAGACAGGGAGUGGUGUAUUUAUAAAUUCAAACUCUUUGGGCAAUAAUGGGGAAAUGCCCUUGGAAAUUGACAAUUUCUCCAUAGAUCUUGAAUUUGAAUGGGACAAUUCCUUGCUCGAAGAUGAUGCACAAAAACUUCCUGGCAUUGGCUAUCCCUGUUGGGAACAGAUUCUUGCUUUGAGCCCACAAUCUCUGGAGACUGAAGCCCACAAUCUCUGGAGCCCACAGUCUCUGGACUCAGCUUCAUUGGAACCUCCUACCAACAGUAGUGAAGGAAAGCCACUGGAAAAUGGAUGGAACAAAACUCAACAUAUGGAACAGCUUACAGAACAGAUGGGGCUUCUUACUUCAGAUGCCAAAAAGGUUUGACCUUACAUGGAACAGGCAGAGCUUCUUACUUUCGAUGUUAAAAAGGUUGAUCUUGUCAUGCCAGUUCUUACUUCAUAUGCCGAAAAAGUUUGACCUUGUCACACCAAAUGUACAUUUGUGUCUUGCAUCACCCAAGGUAAAUCUCAGAAUACCCAUAAUUAUCUGUUCUGAUAUCGUGAUCCUCUUUAUCUUGCAAUGGGAAAAAGCAGCUACAUGAUCCCUCUUGUAUCCUCUUUAUUUGCAUUUGGAAUGGUCCCUUGCCGGACUAUUUGCUAAAGGUUCUAAUAAUCAAAUCCCGUGGUGAGGGUUUAUUUUGUUCUCAGAGGGACUCAGAACGCGGCUUUAUGAUAUUCUCAUGUAAGGCCAUAUAUGGUGUAUACCAAUUCUUUUACCCUUGGAAUUGUCGUCUGUAAAUUUUGUUUUCUCAAUCAACGGCAUUGAAUUUAGAAGACAGAGCCUUGGUAGUAUGCCAAUGAUUUCACCUUUGUGACUAAAAAGUGUAAAGCAUGGUUUAAGUUUGUGCAAAAAUGAUUUUCUGUCGCCCUCAUAUACCAAUAUUAUCUGAGCUUUUGGGAUGCGAAUCUGAUUGAGAAGAAUGGUGAAUCAUUCUAUUGGGCAACAUUACUUCUAACG
Messenger RNA from Diospyros lotus (date-plum), 2721 nucleotides. Its product is annotated as heat shock factor protein HSF8-like. Gene Ontology annotation, biological process: regulation of transcription by RNA polymerase II. The coding region runs from base 469 to 2088 and encodes 539 amino acids. Gene Ontology annotation, molecular function: RNA polymerase II cis-regulatory region sequence-specific DNA binding; DNA-binding transcription factor activity. Gene Ontology annotation, cellular component: nucleus. The transcript has 2 exons. The record is from RefSeq and is a predicted model, not a curated record. NCBI's taxonomy places the organism in Eukaryota, Viridiplantae, Streptophyta, Magnoliopsida, Ericales, Ebenaceae.